CAUCCGGGUUUAUUAAACAUCACAGCUGAGAGUGAGAGCCAGGGAAGUGCUGGGUUGUGGCAUCCCCUUCACAUAUUCUCUGGCCCACAGUCAUGGUUUUGAUGGUGAUGAUAGCCAGGGCGUCUGAUGGGCUGCCCCUGGCUGCGUCCCUGCAGGAUGACGAGCAGUCUGGUAGGAGUCUUGUGGAAUAUCAGAACCAAGCUAAAAUGCUUUUCAAGAAAAUCACAGUCAACAGCCCAACCAAAUGCUCUAUAGAAACAGGUCCUUAUGUCUUCCACUAUCUUAUUGAGAAUGAAGCUUGUCAUUUGAUACUAUGUGAGAGAGGGUACAGCAAAAAGACUGCUUUUACCUUUCUAGAAGAAAUGUCUUCAGAAUUUACAACUCAGCAUGGUCGGAAAGUAUCACAAGCAACUAGACCUUAUUCGUGCAUUGAGUUUGAUACAUACAUCCAGAAGCUUCGUCGGCAAUACAGUGAUCAGCGUGGAAGGCGUCAUUUGCAUCAAUUGAGAGAAGACUUGAAUGAUGUGCAAAGAAUCAUGAUGGAUAAUAUUGAUGAUGUAUUGCAGCGAGGUGCUACUCUCUCAGAUUUGGAGACAAAGGGAUCUGGGUUUUUAUUAUGUCCAAAAAAAUAAAUCAAGAUGCUCAGUAUCUGAACAGCGAUCAACUUUUUCAAAGAUUGCUGCUGGUGCUUUUUUGCAUGGUGUUUUUUAUUACUUUUUUUGUGUUUUGAAAAUAUUUAAUUUUUUUUAGGGGGAAAAAAGGGGGUUAGUACUCAAAAUUUAAAACGUCUUUCCAAAGUGCAGGUUAUUAAGACAUAAAUUUUAGCUGCCACUGAGAAUGCUAAUCUAAUUUUAGGACAAAAUUUAACUCAUAAUUAAUGAUAAAUCUGUAGUACAUUUUUCCACAAGUCUUUUUGAUUAUAAUAAUAAUAAUUUCCACAAGACAAUUUAAUUGAAACCUCUGCUCUCCAUUUACUUAACAUGUGUUUUGUCCACAUACCAUGAUUUGUUGUAUAGUAUAUCAUCUUGACCCAUACUUUUACACAUUUAUGAGUGGCUACAGUUCUCACUUUUUGUAUCCAAUUUUAUCAUGUGAGCUGAUAUUGAUUGUACACCAGAAUAUUAAAAAGUAAUAUAGCAAGAUUUUCCCUGAGGAUAUUAUUUAUUUAAUGCUUAGGUAAAGUUUAGGAAUAUGCAAAUUAAUGCUGAUUCUAAAAACUUUUGAUAACUUUGCAGCUUCCAAACAUUGAUUUUUGAAAUAUAUUUGUUACUUUGAAUAAUA
Molecule: messenger RNA, 1281 nt
Organism: Cherax quadricarinatus
Lineage: Eukaryota; Metazoa; Arthropoda; Malacostraca; Decapoda; Parastacidae
Gene: Sec22
Product: vesicle-trafficking protein SEC22
Biological process (GO): endoplasmic reticulum to Golgi vesicle-mediated transport; vesicle fusion with Golgi apparatus; retrograde vesicle-mediated transport, Golgi to endoplasmic reticulum
Cellular component (GO): endoplasmic reticulum membrane; SNARE complex; endoplasmic reticulum-Golgi intermediate compartment
Molecular function (GO): SNAP receptor activity
Source: RefSeq, a predicted model, not a curated record